AUGUUAGUUGUUUCUGAUGGUUUUUGCCUAAUGCAAUCAAUCCUUUGCGAUGGUUUGUGCAGCAUGGACACGCAGGUGAAGCUCGCGGUUGUGGUCAAGGUGAUGGGCCGCACGGGGUCGAGGGGUCAGGUGACCCAGGUGAGAGUCAAGUUCCUGGAUGACCAGAACCGUCUCAUCAUGAGGAACGUCAAGGGACCCGUCCGUGAGGGGGACAUCCUCACCCUGCUCGAGUCUGAGCGGGAGGCCAGGAGGCUGCGCUAA
Triticum turgidum subsp. durum (durum wheat) is the source of this 261-nucleotide messenger RNA. Lineage: Eukaryota; Viridiplantae; Streptophyta; Magnoliopsida; Poales; Poaceae. The record is from the annotation of a GenBank genome assembly.